AUGCGCGUGACUUGAACACGUGAAGCCAACAUGGGCGACAAAAUACAAGUCGACCUAGACCGAGCACAGGUGAAAAAGGCCGUUUUAGCCCUGCAGGCCUUCCUGAAAACCCAGUCGGCUGCCAGCAAAAAGCUUUUCACGGACGAGUCUCAAAAGAUAAGCAUACUUUUCACCCUCUGGAAGAUCCCUAAAUGUGCUCAGACCAUUCGGAUUCCGUUGCCUCACGGCCAACGUGUGGACUCGGAAGAAGUUUGCCUGUUUACUAGAGAUGAACCCCAAAUGACCGGCGAGCAAACACAGAGGUUUUAUAAGAAGUUGCUGCAAGAGAGGGGGGUUCAAAAUGUCACCGAGGUCAUUCCCUACAAGAUCCUCAAGACGGAGUAUAAACAGUUUGAGGCCAAACGAAGGCUGUUGGGGAAUUUCGACAUGUUCCUUUCCGACGAGCGCAUCCGCUUCCGGCUGGCCACCCAUAUCGGAAAACACUUCUAUGAGAGGAAAAGGGAGCCCCUUUCGGUGAAUUUGCUGAGUAAAAAUUUAGCCCGAGACGUGCAGAAAUUGGUUCAGGGCACCAGUUUGAAGGUCAACAACAAGGGCUCGUGCUGCAUGGCACGUAUCGGCCACACCGGCAUGACUGCCGACGAGUUAACGGAAAACAUCGAGGUGGCCGUUCAAACUGUGAUGGAAAAAGUCCGUAUGAAGGGGCCCGUGAUGAAGAUCAUCCACUUAAAGAGCGAAACAUCCGUGGCCCUACCCAUCUACGCUUCCGGCCUGGAUCACCUGAGAAAACCUGAAGAGGCAGAGGCCGAGUCGCGGUCCGAGAACGCCAAACAAACCUCCGUAGAGGAUCGAGAAAAGAAGGCAAAGAAAAGAAAGGUCGAAGAGGAUGACGACGAAGAAAUCCCUCAGCUGGUCCCCAUAGAGACCCCAAAGCCUAAAGCAAAGGUUGCGACCGAAAGACUUGAGCUGCUUUCACUGAAGAAAAGGCAGCCCGCUGAGAGGAAACAUGCAAAUAUCCUGCUCAAACUGUGCAAGACAAAAGCUGCCAAAGGAAAAGGAAAAAAACCUAAAGUCAAAUAA
This is a messenger RNA of Nerophis lumbriciformis (worm pipefish), 1077 nucleotides long. The record is from RefSeq and is a predicted model, not a curated record. NCBI's taxonomy places the organism in Eukaryota, Metazoa, Chordata, Actinopteri, Syngnathiformes, Syngnathidae.